AUGAUCCUCUAUCCGUCUUUAAUAGUACUCAUUGCGUGUUUCUCUUCACGAUCUUUAGUGCUAGCAUUAUCGAAUCAAGAUAUUCAUGAUGACACCUCAAUCUCAUCACUUCUUAAUAGCGCAGACAAACAUCUUCGUACAGGAGAAAUAAAUUCAGCUCUUGAGUACUACGAUGUCGCGAUUUCUCGUGAUCCACAAAAUUAUAUCACUUAUUUCAAGCGUGGAACUGCAUAUCUCUCUUUAGGAAAAAUCAAUCAGGCUUCUGCGGACUUUAGUAAAUCAUUAACUAUCAAACCUGGAUUCGAAGGUGCUCUUUUACAGAUGGCUAAAAUUAAAGCACGGAGUGGCGAUUGGGAUGGUUCCGAGGCGGACUUCAAGGCCCACAAGAACUCUGUUACCGAUCUGGCUGAGCUCCUGGAGGCUAAGAAAGCUGCUCACAGCGCGGAACAAGCAGAAAACAGUAAAAACUGGGAUGAAUGUGUUCGGAACGCUGACACUGCCAUACUAGUUGCUAGCAAGAUGGCCAGACUACGACAGACUCGAGCACAUUGUCGAUUUGAGAAAGGAGAGUUCGAGACGGGUAUGGUUGAUCUUCAACACCUUCUUCAGCUACAGCCGGGAAUGACUGACCCACACAUCAAAAUUUCUGCCUUGAACUUUUACGGCUUUUCAGACACGAAGCGCGGUAUUGAUCAACUCCGAAAAUGUCUUCACUCAGACCCCGAAUCAAAACCGUGCAAAACUCUCUAUCGACAAGAAAAAAAGCUGGACGUCAAGAUCGAGCAGGUUAAAAAGAAUCUAAAAAUGAAACAGUUUAUCACAGCCGUAAAGGUGCUCCUACCCACCGGAGAUGACGUAGGGUUAGUUCAAGAAGUAAAAGAUGAAGUUGCAGAUCUUGUGAAAAGUGGAGGUUUGACGAAAAAUUCACCAAACGGGCUUGUUGACCUCGUUGUCCAAAUGACAUGCGAAGCCUACUACAAGGAAAGUACAAUCCAACAAAAAAUCGCAAAGGCACUUCCUUGGUGUGACGAAGCAAUUAAGUCUCAAGAGCACUUUCUUUAUGGUAUGCUAGCUCAAGCACAAGAUCUGGUAAAUAAAGAGGCCUUUGAGGCAGCAAUAAACUCUUUACAAGAUAUUUUGGAACACCAUCCUGAUUCCGAAGAGGCAAAACAGAAAAUGCAGGAGACCCAACUUCAACUCAGGCGACAAAAGGCGAAGGAUUACUAUAAAGUUUUAGAAGUUUCACGGGAUGCAGACGCGGCCCAAAUAAAAGCUGCGUACCGGCGUAUGGUAAGGGCACAUCACCCUGACAAAGCUCACAAGCGAGGGAUCAAAAAAGAAGAUGCCGAAAAAAAAAUGGCGGCUAUUAAUGAAGCCUAUGAAGUACUUAGUAACCGGGAACUCAAAGCCCGGUUUGAUCAGGGUGAUGAUCCAAAUGAUCAUUCACAGCAGCACAGCCAGAAUCCAUUUCAGCAACAGGACUGGUUUCAGUAUGGGGCCCGUCAGCACGGUCAACAUAGCAACGACUUCCAAUUUGAGUUCAACGGGCAACAGUUUCAAUUUUUUUAG
Blumeria graminis f. sp. triticale is the source of this 1569-nucleotide messenger RNA. The record is from the annotation of a GenBank genome assembly. NCBI's taxonomy places the organism in Eukaryota, Fungi, Ascomycota, Leotiomycetes, Helotiales, Erysiphaceae.